CGGCACCUCCGCGCUCCCCUCCCCGCCGCCCGGCGCUGGUGGGGCGGCCGCCCCGGGCUCGCCGGGGUCCGCGGUGCCAGGAAGAGGCGGCUCCGCGUUCCGCCCGCGGAAACUUUGCCCGGCGAGCAAGGGGAAGGAUGGAGCCGGGGGAGCCCGCGGCGGCGCCUCUCAACCUGUCCCGACCCGCGGCAGAGACGCCCCGCGGGGAGUUCAACCUCUCCGGGAUGCCGGAGGCCGAGGGGAAGCCCCUCUUCGGCAUCGGCAUCGAGAACGUCAUCACCUUGAUCGUCUUCGGUGUGAUCUUCACCCUGGGGGUGCUGGGCAACACCCUGGUGAUCACAGUGCUGGCGCGGAGCAAGCCAGGCAAGCGCCGAAGCACCACCAACAUCUUCAUCCUCAACCUGAGCAUCGCCGACCUGGCCUAUCUGCUCUUCUGCAUCCCCUUCCAGUCCACGGUCUACGUGCUCCCCACCUGGGUGCUGGGAGCCUUCAUCUGCAAGUUCAUCCACUACUUCUUCACCAUCUCCAUGCUGGUGAGCAUCUUCACGCUCUCGGCCAUGUCUGUGGACCGGUAUGUGGCCAUCGUGCACUCCCGGCGCUCCUCAGCCUUGCGUGUUCCCCGCAAUGCAAUGUUGGGUGUGGGGCUCAUCUGGGCACUCUCCUUCGCCAUGGCCUCGCCUGUGGCUCACCACCAGCGCAUCUUCCACCGUGAGACCAGCAACCAGACCUUCUGCUGGGAGUUCUGGCCCAACCCACGCCACAAGAAGGUCUACGUGAUUUGCACGUUUGUCUUUGGAUAUCUGCUCCCACUGCUGCUCAUCUCCUUCUGCUAUGCCAAGGUUCUUAAUCAUCUGCAUAAGAAAUUGAGAAACAUGUCAAAGAAAUCAGAAGCAUCCAAGAAAAAGACAGCACAGACUGUGUUGGUGGUAGUAGUGGUUUUUGGCAUCUCCUGGCUGCCUCAUCACGUGAUCCAUCUCUGGGCUGAAUUUGGAGUUUUCCCACUGACUCAAGCCUCCUUUCUCUUCAGGGUAACUGCACACUGCCUGGCCUACAGCAAUUCUUCUGUGAACCCAAUCAUAUAUGCAUUUCUAUCUGAAAAUUUUAGGAAAGCCUACAAACAAGUCUUCAAAUGCCAAAUUGGUAACAAGUCACCUCUGAAUGAUGCUAAGGAAAAUAAAAGUCGGAUAGAUACACCACCCUCUACUAAUUGUACCCAUGUGUGAAUGUUGAGAAACCCUGUGUGUUGGCUCUUCCUUUCUGUGAACAAAACACCAAGAAAAAAAAGCACAAUGAGCUUUAUCCUGGGUUUAUCUUGAUAAAGCUAAUUGGUAUUUAAUAUAAUGAGGUUGCAUUUGUAGCCAAAGUUUGUGAAACUCAUAUGAAAUAAACCUGGGAUGAUCCUUUGCAUCUCAGAUAACUUUGUCAAAUAAAGCUCUUGGACCUUUCAUAUAUAUUUGAGAAAAAAAAUGUUGAGGUGAUAUGUCUGUAUUCUUACUCACUAAGCAUACAAAUGUACAAGAUGAAGAUAUUGAUGUGGACAGUUAACUUUCUGACAUCUUACUCCAUGAAAGUGAAAAAUGGAUAAAUUUUCUGUCCUACAGAUAAUAAAUAUUGGACUACUAUCAUUUCAAAGAUGAAAGCUUUUGUGCUCUCUUCAGAUUGUUUUGAGAAUGCCUUUUUUCUUUUUAAAAGUAAACAUUGGCUCUGAUUUGGAGUUGGAAUAAGUUGUGUAUGCCUUGAGGCAAUUGGAGAGGAAAUGCUAAUUCUACCUGUUUAGCUGGUUUUAAUGUGUCUUACUGAGCAAGGAUGGACUGGUUUUCCACUUCCUAUGGCUGCCUUACUGUAUACACAGGACUUCUGUGUACACUGUAUAGGAGGGUUUUUUAUGGCCUGUAUGUAGUUGUAUCAAAAUGAGAUUUGUGUCUGAGCAAGUCUUUUCUUCAUGUGCUGCAUGUGCACGUGUAUGGAUGUUUUCUUAAUUUCACAGACCUUGAGAUGGAGACACAGUUUUAAAUGUGCAAAGUAUAUACGUUUUAAAAUACCAUGUUCUGGAAAGCAACUCUAGACAAUGCUUAAGGAUUCAAAGAUAGCAUUCCCUUAAAAGUUGUAGGUGAAGCUUGAUAUCAUGUAGUUUUAAAUUGGAAAUAUAAAGAAGGUUGCAUUUAAAUUAAUGCAAAGUACAUAAUGUAAAUGGUACAAUUCUGCAAAUUCCUAAAUAAAAUUAGUAGAUUCCAUAAUUUUAUAAAUGUACUUAAAAUGUCUUUAGGUGGUAAAUCACUAAAGAAAUAAUGGAAGAACACUUGCUCCUUUGAAAACAUUCUUUUAGCUGGAGUAAGACAUGAUCUUACCUUUUUUUAUUAAUGACCCAUAGGCUCAUAGAGCAAAUCAAAUUAAAGGAACCUCUGGACAUCCUCUCAAGGCAGGCAUACUCUCAGAGUUGUAUCACUUCCUUGUCUCAAGAUCUGAAAGCUUCUAAGGAUCGCCAUUCAACAACCUUUUUGGAGCAACCUGUGCUAGUGCCUAAUCACCCGUCACUAAAAUAUUUUUCCUUAUCCACAGCUGGGAUUUCCCUUGAUGUAUCUUGUGACCAUUGCUUUCUGCCUUUCACUGUGUACUGAAUUCUUUUUUCUAGCUGACUAAUAUGUAAUUUUAAGAUGGCCAUUGAAUUUCCCCUCAGCCUUCUCUUCUGAAACAGUGUGCUGCUCUCAGUGUCUCCUCAGGUCCCUGGCUGGAUCAGUGGCCGUCCACUGCCCUUCCUCCAAUGUAUCCACCCCUCUCAUCAACUGAGGUAUUCAAAACUGAAGGGUGUGUUCCAGGUGUGGGCUCACAAGCACUGAGUGGAGUAAUUGCUUUCCUUGGUCCCUUGGCUGGUUCUUGCUAAUACAGCCCAAUAUUAUCAUAAUUCAUGGCUGCUGAUUUAUAUUUAAUUUCUGCUUUACAAGCACUCAAGUCCUUUUCUGCAGAACUGCAUUGAGUCCCAGUCCAAGUUUCAGGACUUGGCUUUGGGCUUUCCUGAACUUCACGCAUUUGAUAGCUGUUACUUCUGCAUUUCCUGCUUACCAAGGGCCCUUUGAAAGGUACACCUGCUCUCCAGAAUAUCCACCACUCCCCCAGGUUUGGUAUCAUGUGGAAAAUUGCUGAGAGUCCUGCAACCUUUUCUGGUCUUUGAAGAUGCUAAGUGGUGUUGGCCAGAUGCUCUUUCAGUUUCCUUUUUCUCCACAGACUUGCUUUAAAAAAAAAAAAAGAAUUCCGAGUGGUGGAAUGUCAGCUACAGAGGGUUAGCUCACAGAAAAAUAUCUAUGUUUAUGUGUCCGUAUUGUCUGCUUGGAAUCAGUAAAAAUAUCAAAGACAUGCUAUUG
Messenger RNA from Corvus hawaiiensis (hawaiian crow), 3359 nucleotides. It is a transcript of the gene GALR1, whose product is annotated as galanin receptor 1. The transcript is spliced from 3 exons. Gene Ontology annotation, cellular component: membrane. The record is from RefSeq and is a predicted model, not a curated record. Bases 138 to 1223 code for a protein of 361 amino acids. Gene Ontology annotation, biological process: G protein-coupled receptor signaling pathway; positive regulation of cytosolic calcium ion concentration; negative regulation of adenylate cyclase activity. Lineage: Eukaryota; Metazoa; Chordata; Aves; Passeriformes; Corvidae. Gene Ontology annotation, molecular function: galanin receptor activity.